This is a messenger RNA of Cyphellophora europaea CBS 101466, 3741 nucleotides long. RefSeq lists its product as uncharacterized. The record is from RefSeq and is a predicted model, not a curated record. The coding region runs from base 1 to 3741 and encodes 1246 amino acids. Lineage: Eukaryota; Fungi; Ascomycota; Eurotiomycetes; Chaetothyriales; Cyphellophoraceae. The transcript is spliced from 2 exons.
AUGGCCGAUUCGAUCGUCCAAGAUGUGGUGAACCAAUCUCGGUCGGUCGGCGACCUUUCGCCUGCCGACGCUGCUGCGACCACAACCACUACCGACUCAAAACCUUUAGGGGACGUGAAUGGUGUUGUCGACGUUGCUAUCAAAGAGAAUGGUCUUCACAAUCCAACAAUUCUGUCCGACUUCGAUGAUGCCUCGGCUAGGUCAGAUACCGAUACUUCAAGAGCAGACGGAAGCGUUGCCGGUGAUAAGCAAUCCGAGUCGAAGCCGCUCAAGAAGUUCGCUCCUGCAAAGCCUGUCAGUUUCGCAAAAUAUUCUGUACCCAAAACCGUGGCCGCCAAUGCUACGGCGAAACCUGCAGACAAAGGUCCUGCGGUCAUCUUUGUCCAAUCUCGCGCAACCUUCACUGACAGUCGUACAGCGCCCACUCCCACUUCUUCGACUCCCUCUUUACAGCUUGCCGGUCGUCCGAGAUUAGUGGCAAAGUCGACGAGUUCUCUGCAGCAAAAGGCCAAGACGUACAAGCCGGUCGCCCCAGAUCCGAUGCAAGUCUGGAACAAGAAUCGAGUGACACCCGCACCCUCGACCAAACACUUGACCGACGAAGAGCUUAAGCAGCAAUAUGGUAUUCAUCUAACAUCACGACUCCAAGCCGAUGUAGAAGGCAAAGAAUCCAAGUGGGCCGACAUUGAUGACGACGAGGAUGACUGGGCUCCCGAGACGAUUGAAUGGAACGAUGGUACCAAGACAACACUGGCCGCGACCGAGACUCAUCCAAAUGCUCCUGCGCCACAUCCCGACGUACCAAUGCCUCGAGAGCCCAAAGAGGUGCAGGUAAUGAAGCCACCGCCACCACCGCCUUCCCAGUUCACGAGCAGUGUGGGUCCUAAUGCGACGGUCCUCAAGAUUGGUGCGAAUGCAGAGAAGCAAAUGGCGCAGAAAGCCGCGGCAGAAAAGUCUCGGUCACCACUUGAUAAUGCUCUCGGACGGUCGCCAUCAAACACUCUGCCCGCUCCUGUGCCAGUCAAAUCUCCAUGGGCACCUCUCCCCCCGGUGGACAAAACCUCGCCUGUCGAAAUCCAUCCACAACCUAUGAUGCCUCCACCGAACCGAUUCGGCCCAGGUCAUGGACCAUCUCACUCUGGUAACAUGCAAGCGCCCUCUCCCGCGAGAGAGAUGUCUGCGGACGACUUCAAUCGAGCUUGGAGGGACGGCCAGCCCAACCAGCCGCGUGAGCUUUUUAUGCCCAAUUCCGGCCGUUACGAGGCUGUAUCGGACGGCAGACGUAGAAUGUCACGAAACGAUCAAGGCUUCCGUGCUCCGGCCGUUCUCCAACGCCCGAGUGCUACAGAUCCCCACGCUCCCGCCGAGCCUUCGGCUGCCUUCCAAACCACACGCACCAGCAGCGAUGUUAAUCGGCGUAGAACGUCCUCGAUAGUGUCAGGUGGCAGUGGUCAGUUUGCCCGUCGACUUUCAAUAAGAUCAGGCGACAUGUCGGCACCAGUCUUUGACAAUAUGUCCUCGGACCUGAGUGCUCGGCCUACGUCGCAAGACGGCCCGCCUUUGCAAGUGCAGACUCCUGCAUAUCAAGCUCGAACAACGACUGGCGACUACAUUUCGGCGAACCUUUCGGAAUUCGACCUUGAGGCGGAGCGCGAGAAGCAGAAGCAGAUGAUGAAGGAGAGCGGCAUCCGCGCACGUCAGCGUCGCCUGGAAGAAGAGGCGAGAUUAGAAGCUGAGAAGCAGGAGCGCAUCAAGAAAAAGCUGGCCGCCUUGGAAGCUGCACAGCCUCCAAGCGAACAGAAGAUUGAAGGUCCAUCAGAUCCACCUCAAAUGCCGGAAGAACAGCCAACCAAGGUUGAAGCGCGUGCAGAGUCAGGAGGUGAAUUGCCUCGGAUGUCAACAUCUGUCUCGCAGUCUCCACCUAAGCCACCCCAGCCACUGGCGACGGGCGAACCUCAACAAUAUGGCAUGAUCAAGGUACACCCUCUCGACACCGCGAAGAAGAUGGGGAUGAUGGACCACCAGAGACCCUUUGCGAGCAUGAGGCCUGAUCGAGAGAGCUCGGAUGAUCCGUCUAGGCCAUUCGCGCCCGGGUCUAACGGUAUGCGGACUGGAGAGACUCAGCGGCCUUUUGGCAGCGAAUCUAUUGGUGCCCCCGAGCCCAGUCCAAAAUUCUCCAAGUCUGGCUCAGCACCUAACGGAGCGGUUGGCCGCGGAUGGGGGGAUCCCCGUGGGCCUGGUGCAGGCAAUCUCUGGGGAAUCUCGAGCAACAAGGCGCUCGGCAAUGGAACUUUCGAUCAGACACUAGCAGGCUAUGCUCCUCAGGACUUAUCACGCGCACCUUCAGGUGCUCCAGGCUGGUCAAGCGGCCGAACACCUGUCGCAGGAAGCUCCCCUCACGUUGCAGAGGCCAGAUUGCCGCCUGGCUCUCCACUCCUAUCGCCUGAUCAGGGACCUCUGGCAGCCGACAGCGAAGUUGACACCUUGUUCCCCGUUGUACGCCCUGCACCUAUCGGGCCACCUCAGCAGCAAAACCUUCCAUCCGCGCCAAGCGGAAUGGCCAGCUCUCCUUCACUCGGUCACAGCAGCAAUCUCGCAGCUUGGAAUAACUUUCAUUCAGUCGCUAGCGCACAAGAACGUGCGGAGAAUGACCGUCUUCAGAGAGAACACGCAGCACGAAAGGAAGAAGAACAGAGAACUGGAAUACGUCGUGGUCCGCAAUACACCUUCAAUGAGACGUGGAAGCAGGUCCAUCUGGGGGAGAAUCCCACUCAGCGCGACAUGUCUGGCAUGACGCAUUCGGCAGUAUCUGCCUCUCCUUUCGGAGCGGCCGGAUCUCUGCCAACCGGGCCAGCUCCUCGCGGCUCGAGGUUUUUCCCCUCACCCGUGACUCACCCGAUAGAUGAGCGACGGUCUGCGACAUACAGCUAUUCGGAGCCACCUGGCUCGCCGUCACCACCGCCGGCCGAGGAAUAUGCUAGUGCGCACCCCGCGUUUGAUGGCGAUCAGCACCGACCUGCCGUUCGCUUCCCCAGAGAGAGAGCUGUUGUCAAGCUGCCCCCUAGCAGUCCCCUUACGCCACCAGCUGAGCCUCAUGAAGAGAAGCCGUCUCAACCUAUGACUUGGGCGGCGAGAGCUGCAAUGGCCUCUCAACCUCAGUUACGCGCAGUCUCCACACCAAUCGCGCAGACGCCAUCUUGGCAAGAGCGAUUCAAUGGCCUGUUCGACAGAAAGCUGGCAUCUCAGCGCUCAGCCGAAUCCCAGCCUUCUCCAGCUGUGGAAAUUUCCUCACGUGAGCUCCUAGAGGUCAUGUCGCCGACCGGAGCUUCAGUGUCAUUGCCAGUGCACGCUUCGACCUUCCCACAAGACGAGGCUUUCAUCGUCGCGUCCAAGGAGGUGGAGGAAGAAGAAGAUCUAUUCGAAGAUCGUGAGUUGGCAUCUUUACCGACCAUCAGCCUGCCACUGCAGCCGUUAGUAUCGCUUCCGCUCGCUCUGAAACCGCGCAUGUUCUUCCAGAAAGGCCUCGAAGUGACAUCCGGGGAUCCUUCAUGGAUGCACUUUCCUCGUGGUGGACAGUAUGCUAUUGUUCGAGCCCCGGGCACGGCAAAAUCCACCAAGGUGAACUUACCGUCUUACGAGGGUGCGGUAUCACACAGCAGUCCCAAGUAUCCGAAGACCUCAGGGAAGCGGGGCGGGUUCAACGGCCGUGGAAAGGCGCGCACUGCGGCCAAGGCUGCUUGA